GCAACGUGCCGGUAACUUUUAGCCCAACUCAAUUUCCAUUUCCCAUAUUUAUUCGAUCCGAUAUCAUAAUAUGAACGAUUUGAAUUUGCGCGUGGCCGCCUUGAAGCUCUGCGCGCAUCCCAAGCGAUUUGCGGAGCUGCGCGACUCGUUGGUUCCGCUGCCCAACAGGUGGAAUGCCGCACCCCAUAAAUUUGUGCGGCAGUUCGCUGAGGCCAAGAGCAGUGCGGAGCAGGUCCUGGUGGUCAAGGACAUCUUCUACAGGGGCCACGAUAUGGACCAGGAUCUGGAGCAGGAGCAACAGGAAGUAAGGCACUUCCUGGCCGAUCUGCUGCUGGCCAGUCCACUGAAGCAUGCCGUGCGCAACCAGCUGACCAAACUCUUCUCGGACAACGGGCUGGCCAAACAGGAUGCACAGCGGCUGCACCGGCACUCGAAGGAUCUGCUCUUGGAGGCACUGCAGCAGUCACUUGGCUCACUGGCCAGAAAUCUAGAGGGGAUUGCCAGCCACGACCGCACCAACGACACCUUCGUCUCCGCCAACGCCUGCCUGCAGAACUUCCCCUUCGGCCGCGAGGCACUGGGCCGCCAGGUGCUCCUCUUCGCGCCGCUCCUGCCCACCGCCAUGGAGCGCUACUGGACGGACAUAAGUGAUCCCUCGCUGGAACUGUCGCCAACGCGCCGCAACGAGCUCUACCUGUACGUGCAGAACGCGCUGCGUUUCCUGGUGAGCCUGCUGUCCGAGUGGAGCGACCGGUUGCACCAGGGCGGUGGCCAGCAGCUGCUCAGCUCCGCGGAUGUGGUGGCCCGACAGGUGGCCCGCCACGUGGACACACCGUGGGAUGUGCGCUCCAUUGCCGGCCUGCUGAUCGGUCACCUGGCGCGCUUCUCGGGCGCAUUCGUGGAGUACCUGGCAGAGUGCGCGAGGCCACGGACGGGGGAGCAGGAUCUGCCUGUCCAGACGGCCGCCCUGCUCGUCCUGCGGCGCUCGGACUACGCGGAUCAUGCCCCCCAGGCCCUGGCCAUUCUCCGGAUGAUCCUGACCGUCGGCGAGCGGGAGGGCAGCGUGAGCAACCUGCUCGUCUUCCUCUCCAAGCACCUCUUCAUCUACUCCAAGUCGCUGGCCGAACUUCGCUCCUUACUGCCCGCCAACCAGGUGCUCGUCUACCGGCAGAUCCUCGCGGAGCUGCAGGUCUUCGCCCUGCAGAACAUUUCCAGUGCCACGGACUCGGUGCGCCACAUGAGCAGCGCCCUGCUGCGCCAGGUGCUGCAGCACGCCCGGGCCAGCGGCCAGGAGGAGCUCUUCCACGUGGUCUACGGCCAAUUCGAGGCUCGAUCCGCGGCCCUCAGUGCCAGCUGCCUGGCAAUGGAGCAGCUGGUCGCCGUCGCCGGAGUGAGCCAGUGCAUCGAACACUGCCCGUCGCUCUUCGGCGUCAUCUUCCCGCGCUUCCUGGGCUGCGAGGACAGUGUGGAUGCCCUGUUCAAAGUCAUGAUGGUGUCCGGCCACAAGACGCAGCCGCUGGCCGAGUGGCAGGGCCUGUGGUUCGGCCAGCUGCUGGCGGCCACCCAGGUGGCGGACAAGCGGCGCUCGGUCAUCGAGCAGCUGCUCACGCAGGCGGUGCAGCUGGAGCCGCAGACGCUGGCCCACCUGCUGCUGCUGCGGGGCGACGCUCGUCUGCCGCUGAGCAGCAAGCUGGCGGCGAUCCUCAGUGUGCGGCAGUUGAGCGAGCGGCGGCGGCAGGAGCUGCUGUGCGAUCUGAGGCCGGAGUUGGAGCAGGCCCUCCUCGGCCUGGACGACCAUGCGCGCCUCCUCGCGCUGCGCUUCGUGGUGGAGACGUCGCGGCCCAGCGAUCCCUUGACUUCCGCCGAGGCGGAGGCCAUCGGACUCUAUCUGCGCCACAAUGCCAACAAUCCGAGCGCCCAUCUGCGCCAGCUGGGCUACGCCCUGCUGCAGAAGGCGCUGCGCAGGAUCCAUCUGGGUCUGGCCGCCCAUCAGAAGCGACCAACGGUUGAGGGACAGCAGUUGGUCAGCCUGCUCCAACGACUCAUUGGCCAACUGUGGCGAUAUCUCUUUCCCACAGCGAACUAUGGACGCCGCUGGCUGUCGCUGCACUUACUCCACGACUGCAUGGAUUUGGGCAGAAAGCUACAGCUGGAUGGGGAGCUGCUGCUGCCGCCGGAGGCGUUGGCCAAUCUGGAGCACUGCCUGGGCGACAGCUACGAGCAGAACAAGAUUCUGGCCGCCCAGCUGCUGGAGUCGCUGCAAACCCGCUGCCGUUUUCGACCGCACGAGAUGAUGGAGCUGCUGCUGUCGCUGCGGCCACCGGAUUCGGCCACCGGUGCCUUCCAGCUGCAGGUCUACUGCCGGGCCAAAGAGGUGGACUAUCCAUUGCCCGCUGGGGAGACGACUGCCACGGACUACGAGAGAAGAACCCACACGGCACUGCAGUGGUGUCUGGAGCAGCUUAGAGCCGGCUUGGCCCUGGCCCAACGAGAUCUGGCCGAGGCGGCCAAGCUGAAUCCGAUGUACGGCCUGCUCUUCGCCAGCCGUCAUCUGAUGCAGCAACUCAAUCUGCAGGAACUGGCCGCCAGAAGGGAGCCAGCCUGGAGGCGAUACGUGGAGGAGCUGGUCAGCAUCUGCCUGGCGGUCAGUCGGGUGGUGCUGCCCGUGGUCAGCAGUGCCUCGCCCGAGGGCCAUCUGCCCGCCGCCACCGGCGACCAGGAGACGGAUCAGCCACUGGCCAAUGUGCUCAGCCGACGGCUGGCCAGCGAGGCACUGCAGCUGGUGCGCACCACGCCGCAGAUGGUGCUGCUCUGCGCCUGGCGCAGCAUCAAAGAGGUCUGCCUGAUCCUCGGCGAGCUGGUGCAGCGGGCGCCGUUGGAGGCGGAGGAGCAUCAGGAG
Drosophila gunungcola (fruit fly) is the source of this 2899-nucleotide messenger RNA. RefSeq names its product thyroid adenoma-associated protein homolog (gene THADA). The annotation marks the transcript as partial. Gene Ontology annotation, biological process: tRNA methylation. Lineage: Eukaryota; Metazoa; Arthropoda; Insecta; Diptera; Drosophilidae. The transcript is spliced from 5 exons. The record is from RefSeq and is a predicted model, not a curated record. Gene Ontology annotation, cellular component: cytosol.